AAAACUCCCUUCUUCCUCAAUCGUCGCUUCAUUCUUUUCGCCCUCUUCUAAUUUUGUUAACUCUUCAAGAAAAAUGGGGAUUCCGACUCUUACCGGAUUGCUGAAACUGGUCGCCGGGGAGUUUCCAGACCGGAGAGCCUUAUCCGUAUGUGGAAAGUUCGAUCUCUCACAUUUCCGCCUUCAAGAACUAGUAGAUUCCGCCGCUUCCAAACUCGUUGCCGGCGGCGUCAAACCCGGCGACGUCGUAGCACUUGUCUUUCCAAACACCGUUGAGUUUGUGAUAAUGUUUUUGGGUGUGAUCCGAGCUCGAGCGACGGCGGCACCGCUAAACGCGGCCUACACAUCGGAGGAGUUCGAGUUCUACAUGUCGGACUCGGAAUCGAAGCUUUUGGUAACCUCAACAGAAGGCAACGGCCCAGCCCAAACGGCGGCGUCGAAGCUCAAAAUUCAACACGCCACCGCAGCACUGCCCGGCGCACUGAAUUGA
Messenger RNA from Momordica charantia (bitter melon), 487 nucleotides. The record is from RefSeq and is a predicted model, not a curated record. Lineage: Eukaryota; Viridiplantae; Streptophyta; Magnoliopsida; Cucurbitales; Cucurbitaceae.